Messenger RNA from Hyaena hyaena (striped hyena), 2695 nucleotides. It is a transcript of the gene NARF, whose product is annotated as nuclear prelamin A recognition factor. The coding region runs from base 102 to 1475 and encodes 457 amino acids. The transcript is spliced from 11 exons. Gene Ontology annotation, molecular function: lamin binding. NCBI's taxonomy places the organism in Eukaryota, Metazoa, Chordata, Mammalia, Carnivora, Hyaenidae. The record is from RefSeq and is a predicted model, not a curated record. Gene Ontology annotation, cellular component: lamin filament.
UACAACAAAGGGCGGCGGGCGGCGGGCGGCGGGCGUCCGUGACCGCGUCUCCCGGUGCUGCUCUCAGGCCGAGUCCCGGCCCCCCGCCUGCCCCGCUCCAGAUGAAGUGUGAGCACUGCACGCGGAAGGAAUGUAGUAAAAAAACAAAAACCGAUGACCAAGAGAAUGCCUCAGUCGACGUACCAAGUCUGGGCCAGGAGAAUGGAGAGAAGGGAGAAUUCCAUAAGUUGGCUGAUGCCAAGAUAUUUCUGAGUGACUGCCUGGCGUGCGACAGCUGUGUGACUGCGGAGGAAGGGCUCCAGGUUUCCCAGCAGAACGCCAAGGACUUCUUUCGAGUUCUGAACCUUAAUAAGAAAUGUGAUACCUCACAGCACAAGGUGCUGGUAGUGUCGGUGUGUCCUCAGUCUCUGCCUUACUUUGCUGCCAAAUUCCGCCUCAGUGUGACGGAUGCAUCCAGAAGACUCUGCGGCUUCCUCAAAAGUCUUGGGGUGCACUAUGUCUUUGAUAUGACAAUAGCUGCGGACUUCAGCAUCCUGGAGAGUCAGAAGGAAUUUGUGCGUCGCUACCGGCAGCACAGUGAGGAGGAGCCCGCACUGCCCAUGCUCAGCUCCGCCUGCCCGGGCUGGGUCCGAUAUGCUGAGCGGGUGCUGGGCCACCCUGUCACCCCCCACCUCUGCACUGCCAAGUCUCCCCAGCAGAUCAUGGGCUCUCUGGUGAAGGAUUACUUCGCCAGACGGCAGAACCUGUCCCCAGACCAGAUUUUCCACGUUAUCGUGGCCCCUUGCUAUGAUAGGAAACUGGAGGCCCUUCGAGAAGACGUUCCCACAGCUUCGCAUGGCUCCCGGGGUGCUGACUGCGUACUAACCUCAGGUGAAAUUGUUCAGAUAAUGGAGCAAAGUGACCUCGUGGCAAAAGACACUGCCGUUGACACUCUGUUUGGAGGCCUGAACGAGGAGGAGGAGGUGAGGCGCCAUGACGGAGCCAGCUCCGACGGGUACCUGGCGCACGUCUUCAGACACGCAGCCAAGCAGCUGUUCGAAGAGGACGUCAGGGAGGUCACCUACCGCACCCUGAGGAACAAAGACUUCCAGGAGGUUACCCUCGAAAAGAACGGGGAGGUUCUGUUACGCUUUGCUGCUGCAUACGGCUUUCGAAACAUCCAGAAAGUGGUUCUGAAACUGAAGAAGGGCAAGUUCCCGUACCACUUUGUGGAAGUGCUCGCCUGUGCCGGGGGGUGUUUAAACGGCAGAGGUCAAGCCCAGACGGAGGAUGGGCGUGCGGACAAGGCGCUGCUGCGGCAGAUGGAGGGCAAGUACGCGGGUGUCCCCGUGCGGCCCCCCGAGAGCAGCGCCCAUGUGCAGGAGCUGUACCAGGAGUGGCUGGACGGGGCCGACUCCCCCAGAGUCCGGGAGGCGCUGCACACCGUGUACCAGCGCCCGGGACUCCCUGCCGCCAGCCGAGACAUCAAGUGGUAAAGGUGGGCAAGGAGGCAGCCCCGCCAGCUGCCCAGGGAGGGAGCCGCUGCGGGAAAGCCGCUCUGCCCCUCAGUCAUUCUGUGCUUUCCGGAGCUCUCUCCCCAUGUCUCGGUGGCUCCCUCCCUCGGUCUGACGUGGUGCUAUCUUCGUAAUGUGUGCGACUGGCAUAUUUGAAAACGAGAGAAGGAUUGCCCCAAUUUAAUAUCCUUUUAUCUUAAGACUGGAAAAUAUCCCAAAGAACAAAAACAGAGACAGACUACUAUCUUUUAGGCUUAAAAAAAAUCUAAAAAGUGUCCUGUGAAGAGCUUAGACCCCAGAAGUUGAGAUUCGUGGGCCUCAGAGCGACUUGACGUGGAAAUAAAGACAGGAGGCAGGCAGGCUGCGGGGUGGUGGGGCCACGGCCCAUGGUCUGCCCACCUUGGCUAUUACUUUACUCACGUUAUUCCUGAAAACGUUUUUGCCAGAACGUGAAUAAAUUGCAUCCUUUCAGAAUUGGGGGCUCGCGUACGAAGCUGGAUUUCCGGAUGUUCUGGUAGCUUGGGCCACGUUCCUCGCCACCGCGAUUGUCAGAGAUGAUAGCAGCUGCCUCCUGGGACCAGACCCCUAAACCAGGGGCCCCAGACUUGCACUUUUACAUUCAGCCUCUAAGGAGAACUCCCAUUGAGGCCGGGGAGGCCUGGCAAGGGGGACAGAAAGAUGGAGGACAGACAGGCUGCCUCGCUCAGGCCAGGGUGUGUGAUCGGGAGGCGGCUGCCUCAGUCCCUCCCCAGCAAGGUUAGCAGGGGGCAGCCUUGCCCCAACCUUUGCGCCUCGAGGGACCGUCAUCGGGCAGCCUGCGCCGCUCCUGUGAGCGCCUUAAGGAACAGAACACAAUUUACCUACAAUACCAACAAAGGCUGGUAAGCAGCCAGAAACCUCCAGAACUGGCACGCCACAUCUGGGCUCGGCAUCCAAAGGAAAGACCUCUGCGAAUGGCCUGAGUUUAGAUUUUCAAAGCACUUGGAUUUGGUUAACACGAGUGAUGAUGAUCCUCGUGAGCCCUCCGUGCCGUCACGCCGCGCCGGGCUCCGUUUCCAUCGUGUUCCAUAUCAUGCCCGUACGCCUGUCCGGGUUGAUAGCCGGAUGGUGUGUGAAAUUGUACAUUUUUCCUUUCAGUCUGUUCAUAAUCGAGGUUCAUCCUCCAUGGUGACUGAUUGCGGAAUAAACAGUUGAAGAACGUG